AUGCGGAUGUCCAGAAAGCUUUGGUACACUAUCCUUGCUGUUCUGGUAGUCUACCUGUUUCUUCAGGCGCGCCAGCUUGUCAUAAGGUUCAAAGAUGAGGAACGUUUAAAUAGAUAUCCAAACUACCCCUACGCCAGUGAGAAAUUAACAGAUUCUAAAUGCAGUCCGAGAACGAACAUAGCUUUUGUGAAGACGCACAAAACUGGGAGUACAACUUUUAUGAAUAUCCUACAACGGUUUGGUUUCAGCAGGGAUCUAACCUUCAUACUGCCAAGACAAGGCCUUGUCUACCUUGGGCCACAUCGCCUCACUCUCAAUUCUUGGUCAAUUCUUCCACGUCCGGUGAACAAAACCUUCAACAUAUUGUGCAACCAUGUUGUCUACAACAAGGAUACGUUCCAUAGGUUCUUGCCAAACGACACGGUGUAUAUAAGCAUUCUACGACAUCCUCUUCGGCGGUUCCUUUCUGCUUUUUGGUACUAUUCUCACGUUCACCCACAGGAUUACUUACUUAAAAUCAAGGGAGAUAACAAAGUACAGACUUUUCUUCAGAAUCCGUCGUUGUUUGAAGCAGGGGUACAGUACACUAACAAUGCUAUGGCCACCGACCUGGGACUUUCACCCGUUAAUUUCCACCAGAAGAGCGAAAUCAUGCGGUACAUAUGCGACAUUGACAGAGAUUUCACACAGGUUCUUAUUCUUGAGCUUUUUGAUGAAUCAUUAAUCCUCCUAAAACGAAAACUUUGUUGGGAUCUUGGAGAUAUUCUAUACCUGCCAAAAAACGAACGCACCAACCUGGACAAUAGUACGAUUAUCUUCCACAGUAACCUUACUAAAGAAGAUAUACACAGACAUGAAAUAUGGGAUCAGGCAGAUUUUCAAUUUUAUAAUCAUUUUAAACAAAAACUGAUGCAGGAGAUAAGCUCUCUGGAGCCUCACUUUUCCGAAGAGGUAUUGCACUUUAAGCAACUAAGAAAGACUGUGUCCUCUUAUUGUCAACAGGAAGUGAAGCAUGAUAACCGACAGAUGCCGUUGAGCAUACCGGAGAGUGCAUUUAACCGACAUAUUGUUGUGACUCCUCAAGACUGUGAACUUCUGUUGAUAAGAAGUGAAGAGAGGUUUACUGAAAUUUUAAUACAUAAACAAUAUCCUGAUUUACAACAUCUUAUUUUCAGGAAAAAAGAUCGUAAGGGAAGAAGUUAA
Messenger RNA from Liolophura sinensis, 1203 nucleotides. Its product is annotated as galactose-3-O-sulfotransferase 2-like. Gene Ontology annotation, molecular function: galactosylceramide sulfotransferase activity. The record is from RefSeq and is a predicted model, not a curated record. The coding region runs from base 1 to 1203 and encodes 400 amino acids. The transcript has a single exon. NCBI's taxonomy places the organism in Eukaryota, Metazoa, Mollusca, Polyplacophora, Chitonida, Chitonidae. Gene Ontology annotation, biological process: glycolipid biosynthetic process. Gene Ontology annotation, cellular component: membrane.